AUGAAAGAGGAAGACCGCGAAAAUGUAUUAGAGAGAUGUCGGUUUUUCGAGGAAGAUUGCGGGAAAGGUGGAAUGUUCGGGAUAAGGGGCAACUUCCCCGCCGUGGUCGCCUUGCUGGCGGAGAAAGGCGCCAACGUGAACGCGGCCGCCAAGGACGGGGACACCCCUCUGCUGCACGCCACCAAGCACGGAAGGGUCGCCAUCAUCGCCUGCCUCUUGGAGAAGGGUGCCGACGUGAACGCGGCCGGCCGAGACGGCGAGACUCCGCUCCUGAGCGCCGCCAAGCAAGGAAACGCCGAAGUGGCGGCUCGUCUUCUGGAGAGAGGCGCCAACGUGGACGCAGCCGACAGGACGGGGGACACCCCUCUGCUGAUCGCGGUCAGGGCUGAGGACAGAGACUUGGCGAGGCUGCUGUUGAAGCACAAGGCGUCUCUUGUGAAGCGGAAUAAGAAGGGUGAAUCGGCGCUGGUGGUCGCCUGCAGGGAAGGUUUCGUGGACUUGGCGGAAGACAUACUGCGGGCGUCUGGGGUGGUGGAGCUGCUGGCGGCGCGGGCGCGCGCGCUGGCGGCGGGCGCGGCCGGGGAGGCGGCGCUGCGGGCGGCGGCGCGCGACGGGCGGCUGGCGGCGCUGCGGGCGCUGCUGCGGGCCGGCGUGCGCCCCGACGCCUCCACCGCCUCCACCGCCACG
This is a messenger RNA of Gryllus bimaculatus (two-spotted cricket), 687 nucleotides long. The record is from the annotation of a GenBank genome assembly. NCBI's taxonomy places the organism in Eukaryota, Metazoa, Arthropoda, Insecta, Orthoptera, Gryllidae.